Messenger RNA from Perca flavescens (yellow perch), 1398 nucleotides. RefSeq names its product transmembrane protein 38A (gene tmem38a). Gene Ontology annotation, molecular function: potassium channel activity; identical protein binding. The record is from RefSeq and is a predicted model, not a curated record. The coding region runs from base 222 to 1097 and encodes 291 amino acids. NCBI's taxonomy places the organism in Eukaryota, Metazoa, Chordata, Actinopteri, Perciformes, Percidae. The transcript has 6 exons. Gene Ontology annotation, cellular component: membrane. Gene Ontology annotation, biological process: potassium ion transmembrane transport.
CAGCAGCUGGCACAGAGCGCAUAGGACGACGAUGCUGCUGCUGAGGCUGGAGAUGAGUGGUAUUAAUAGGAGGGCUUGAGUGUCACUGGCUUUCACUGUCGAGACCGGGGGGUUUGGUGGAGAGUCGGUGUACCGGGUUUGGGGGGGCUUCACGAUCCAGACUGCGCAGUUGGAAUAAAACAAACUAACAAACAGGGACUCACUCUUAACAGACAGGCAACAUGGAAGUGUUGGCAGUUCUUAAUUUGGGCGAUUUUGCCCAAGUUUUCUCCAAAAUGGGAAUGUUUCCCGUGUUUGAUCUCGCUUAUUACAUCGUGUCCAUCCUCUACCUCAAGUAUGAGCCAGGCUCGGUGGAGGUUUCUCGCCGGAGUCCCGUAGCCUCCUGGCUCUGUGCCAUGCUCUACUGCUUUGGUAGUUACAUCCUGGCAGACAUCAUGCUUGGAAGCUCCCCCAUCGACUAUUUCCAAUACAACAGCCACAUCCUGCUGGCCUCAGCUGUCUGGUACCUCCUCUUUUACUGCCCACUGAACCUCUUCUAUAAAUGCGUGGCUUUCCUGCCCAUCAAGCUGGUGUUGGUUGCCCUGAAGGAAGUUGUCCGCACUCGUAAGAUCGCUGCAGGUGUUCACCACGCCCACCACGCCUACCACCACGGCUUCUUCAUCAUGGUCUUCGUUGGAUACGUCAAAGGGUCUGGAGUGGCUCUCAUUUCCAAUUUUGAGCAGCUGCUGCGUGGUGUGUGGAGGCCCGACACCAAUGAGAUCCUCAACAUGUCAUUCACGACCAAAGCCAGUCUCUACGGAGCCAUCCUCUUCACCUUGCAGGAGGCUCACUGGCUGCCAGUGUCCAAGAGCACCCUCAUCCUUGUCUUCACCCUCUUCAUGGCCACAUGCAAGGUGGUGAUGACUGCCCGACACUCUCACGGCUCCCCCUUCGCCCUCAUUGAGUCCUGGGUUUGCCAUCUGCUGUUCGGCUCCCCUCUGGGUGGAUCUGAGGAAGACCAUCAUCAUCCUCCCGCCUCUGUCCCAUCUUCACCUCUCAAAACCAAGGAGGAGCUGAGCGAAGGUGCCCGCAAGAGGAAGGUCAAGAAAGCCGAGUAGGACGCCAAGCUGAAAACUGCAUCAUGGCCUCGACAUGAUGCGACCUCCCAUUCCUUUCUAGGGAGAGGGGCAGUUUGAUGUUUAACCAAAUGAGACCCUUUCUAUUAGAGCAAAAUGGUGCUUUCUGCAUUUUACACAGAACGAGGACUCUGUAAGUACCACGGCAAAUGCUUCACACUUCAACCCAACCCGGACAUUUGAAACCUAUAUAUUUAUGGGUUUGUGAACAUCUGCAUCUGUGCUCAACACCGUGUGGUGAUCCAACUUCCUGUCUUUAAAUAAAAUCAAGAGAAACAUUGUG